AUGGUUAGUUACCGUAGCUUGUGACUGCGAACUGAAGCAGACAGUCGCUCAUGUCAACAUUACAUUCGUUGUUUAGCGUUCGGAAAGUGAUUACUGGUUAGCUAUACAUCCAGUCUACACAGUGCAGUCCGAGUUUAAGGACAUCAUUUUGGGCCAGUUGGGCGCUUUGCUAAGUCACAAGUGGCUCAUAGUUGCUGGGUAACUUGGCGAAGUAAGCGGGGAUAACUGAACACAACAACAACAACAAGCAGCUUUCUGUGCUGGGCUUCAGCAAGUAAAGUAUGGAGCGGAAGGCCAAGGUGAUAGGCGGACACCACCUGAGCGCCGGCCUGCGGGACCUCGGAAGGCGAUGACGCGGGUUCGCUGUGAGGCCUGCAGCCGCCAUGAAGAAAAUAUUCACCUUUGGCAAGAAGAAGAAAGGAUUUUCUCCCAGUUCCUCGGAGACCGGGAGCGUGUUAUCCCUCGGAUAUGAGAUCAAGGAGAAAGACUUAGGAAAGGUCCACAGGGCUGCUUCUUCAGGGGAUCUGGCCAAGCUUAAACAGCUCGCCAAAAAGAAUGACUUAAAUCAGCUUGAUAAAGAAAACAGAACGCCCCUCCACAUUGCCUGUGCAAACGGACAUGCAGAAGUCGUUCAAUUCCUAGUAGAGAGCAAAGUCAAACUGAACCUAUGUGACAAUCAGAAUCGGUCUCCGUUAAUGAAGGCAGUGCAGUGCCAGCAGGAGAGGUGCGCUUUGACCUUGCUGGAGCACAAUGCCGAUCCCAACCUGGUGGACAUCAAUGGAAACACGGCACUGCACCUGGCUGCUUCCAUACCCUCUAUACCCCUGGCGACGCAGCUGCUGGAGCACGAGGCCAACAUCAAUGCGCUGAACAACGAUGGCUGUACUCCUUUGACCUUGGCUGUGACGGAGAACCAUGUUGAGAUAGCAGAGUUUCUCAUGAAGGAAGGAGCAGAUGUCAAUGCGAGAGACCAAGCGCAGAGAACACCGUUGAUGAUUGCUGCUUGUAAUGGGCAAACCAGUUUGAUUUCUCUGCUGUUACGGUACGAUGCAGAUAUAACGGUUAAGGACGAGAAAGGGUGGACAGCCGAUGACUAUGCUGUAAUAAAUGGGUACCAUGCUUGUUCACACCUGAUAAUACAGCAUGGCACCAAGAGAAAAUCCCAGCAUUCCCCUGUCUAUCGUGGAGCAGGCAAAAAUAGGGGGCUCUUGGGAAGCCCAGCACAAGGGGAUAAUGUGGGCUACUCCCUUGGUAGACCUGCCACCAACAGAGAAGUUGAUGAAGAUAAUUCACAAGCAGAGUCCAUCAGCAGGGAAUCAAAAUGUGGAGCUGGUGAUUCAUGGCCUUCAUCAGAUGAAGAUGAUGGGUUGCAAUCUAUCCCUAAGAAACCACAGAAGGUAAAUCUGAAGAAACUAUUGAGCGGUUCAGAGAAUGGCAGAAAAAAUGAGAGACCAGAUUUUGAUAAAAGCUGGAGUGAAAGCGAGUCUGAGCGAGAGAGUGAGGACGAAGCCAAGGGAAACCCAGCCCUCCCCUUGACGAUACCCCAUAGUGGCAUCUCCCAGCACCCAGCAUCCCCUUCACUUGCUUCCUUUUCCAAUCCACCUCAGAUGACAUCCACCCCUCUCAGUAAUUCCAGAAAGGAACAAGAUUCCACAGAAGAUGAAUAUGAUGAUGAUGAUGAGGAGGAGGAGGAAUGUAGUGACCGGAAGGGCAGCAAUGAAGAGGAUGACGUCGGAGAGACUGAGGAUGUGCGACACGGGAGCAGCGAAAAACAUAGUCCCAUUGCCGCUGGCAGCAAAAUGCAGAAAAGUAAAGGUGUCUCCAAGGAUGUAAAAAGAGACUUUCUGUCUGAGUUGGGUCUGGGGGGAAGUGCAGAUGAAGGAGAAGAUUCCCCAUGGGACUCGUCGUGUUCUGACAGCCCAAGCAAACAAAAUGCUGGUGUGGUGAAGGCACCUUCUAAGGGGAAAAAAGGCACCGGUACUUCAGAGGACAAUAAUGAAGAUCUGUUUUACGUUCCCUCUUUCUUAAGAGGACCGAGAAACGAUAGGAUGGCUAAAGUAGAGUCCUUGAGGAGUGUAGGCAGGCCAGGAGAUCUAAAGGGACAGGCCUCAAGAAAAGACGCAACUGAUGAGCUGGGAGGGAAGUCUGAGGAAUUGCCAACUCAGCCAGUUUCUGUCUUCCCCCCAGCAUCCAAAGACAGCAGCAAUUCCACCAAAAAAAUCGACUUAAUGGAAGAACUUGGUUUGGGGGAUAUUGAUGAUCUCGAAGAAUGUCAGAAAAAAGAUUCCUCCGACUGGGACACCUCCAGCUCUGCCAGUGGGAACGUUGUAGGUCCUAAGAAGGUCCUGUCCCAGGGUCUUGGACCCCCUGCUUUGGAGGAGGAGACCAACCCAGACUGUCCUGUACCAGCCUUACCUGCAGACAGGAGGGAGGAUCUGCUUGAUUCUAAGCCUGAGGGGGAGCAAAUAGGGAAUCCAAGGAGGAGCCGGACACCUUCCCAGAGCCCACCCCUGCCCAGCCGUCGAACCUUGACUCCCCGCUCCACAAAGCAGUCGCAGAAUCAACCGCAGCCACAGCCACGUUUUAGGAAACAUCAAGCUGUGGCUCAGGAUGAAGGUACUCCACCACCAGACACUGUACCAGAGGAUGGAGGAAGUGAUGGCAGUGCUGAACCCGAGGAGCCACAAGAGGGUAAAAAUGUGAUAGGUAAGGUUGAUCUAGGUGUGAGUAAACGUAAGCCAUGCCGCACUGGACCCGUGGAGUCGCAGAAUGAAGGGUUUCACCUGGACAAGAAUGAAGGGAUGGAGAGUGAUGAAGAUGAGGAGCAGCUGUCCUGGGAGAGGCGCUACGAGAAAAUCUGGGUAGAGGCUGAAAAGAGAGAGGUAAAAUCUCAGUACAGAAGCGUGACAGCGGAACUCAAGGAGAAGUUUGGUGAGCUUGGAUUGAAGGAAACUGGCAUUACUGCACAGGAUGCUGGCGGGAAGUUGGCGGCCCCUCCCACCCACACUGUGGAGGAAGAGUCCAGUAAGGAAGAGGAGUUUGUGAGACCUUCUGCAAGCAUUUCUUUGGUGCCUAUUAUUGAACAGAGAGAAUCAGGGCUGGAGGAUUCCCUUUCCGAACCCAAAGAAGCCCUGCCAUCAGCGGUGGACAUGAAGCCUCAGUUGAGCAGCAGCAUGCAUGGUGAGAAGAAAACACUAGAACUUUCUAGCAAAAACAUGGUGAAGGACCAGGACAUUGGGGGAGCAGGGCACAAGACCAGACAUGGUGAACAGGACUUGGAGUGCGGAAUGGAGAGCUACAAAGGAUUAAGUUUGGGACACCUCUCCUGCAGUAUCACUGUAGAUGAUGACAGAGCUUACCUUGGGCCAGGUGGAAGGGGAGAUGGGAAAGGUGCCAUAGGAGAUGUGAGGAGCCCCUUUUUCUCACAUGAAGGUGUCGAAUCUUCACGGAGCCCCUCUCAGCCGAUCGGCCUACCCUCAGCCUCCCUGCGCCCUUCAGAUGAAGAGUUUAAGGAGGACGUGCAGAGGUUCAAGCACGAGGUUGGUGGAGAAAAAGAAAAACUGCUUCCGGAUGCUGGGAGUCGACAUUUGUUAUGGAAUCCUAAAGAACCCAGCAGGAAAUCGGACACUGAGCCCGACAAAUUCGCAAAAGCUGAAGCUGGUGAAAGGGACCUCAGAACAGACUCCAGCAGUACAAAGGAAAAUACGACCACACAAAAUGAACAAAAAAUAAAAGUAAAGGAUGGUAUGAAGGGAAGAUAUGUUUCCCAAAAUCCAAAAAGGUUUUCAGCUACAGAAAACCCAAAGUCAAAGGUGACCGAGGAAAUAGAAAUGGCUGAUGAAUUCGAUGACCUCACCGAGUCCUCGGACACGGCCACAGAAGAAGUAGAUUCUCUUGCUUCAGGGUACCGUAAUGCCUCCCUGCUGAUCAAGCAGCUUGACACCUCCUCCAUAGACUCGGUGAGCAUGGUGAAGCUGCAGAAUAUGUUCCUCGAGUACGAGCGCACAGUCCAGCGGGAAAAGGGCCGUAGCUCCCGGCUGGCUGAGAAGGUUUCCCAGCUGGAGGGGGAGCAGGCAGAGCUGAGACGAUCCCUGGAGGAGACACGUGAUGCCAGGUCCUCCCUGGAGCACCAGCACAUGGAACUGGACUCCGACUUCAGCAACCUCAAGUUCGUGCUGAAGCAGGAGCAGGAGAAGCACAGGAACGCUACGGCGCUGUACGACAAGAGCCGCGAGCAGCUCAGAGCUAAGGAGGAGCAGUAUCUCCGCGAGGCGGAAGAGAGGCAGAAGCUGGAGCUCACGAUGAGGAACCUGGAGCUGGAGAUGAGGACUCUCAUGAACAGCAUGAAGCAGCUGGAGGAGGACCACAACGAAUCGCAGCGCUUGCUAGCUCACGAACGCCAUGCCCGGGCUUUGCAGGAGGGCAUUCUCAACAACCACCUGCACAAGCAGAAGGAGAUAGAGGCGGAGAACAAAAGGAACCUCAAUAAGAGCAACGAGGCCAUGUCUCAGCUGUCGGAAGCCAGCGACCGGGGGAAGGAUCUGCUUCAGCAGAACCGUAGCCUUCAGGAAGAGGCGACCACCCUGCGGCUGGAGCUGGAGCAGGCCCGCGCCCACAGCCGCCAGGAGGAGAGCCGCCUUUCCGAGGAGAGCGACGCCCUCAAGGAAAGGCUGGAGGAUGCCAAGAGGGACCUGAAGCUCAACGAGGAGGCGCUGGCGCAGACGGUGUACCAGUACAACGGGCAGCUGAGCACCCUGCGGGCCGAGUGCUCCGUCCUCACGGCCAAACUGGAGCACGAGAGACAGGCCCGGGAGAAGCUGGAAACGGAGGCGGAGUCUGCGCGGGCACGGCUGGCGGCCGCCCUGCAGGAGGUGGAGCGCGGCCAGGCUGCCAGGGUCGACGCGGAGCGGGCGCUGCAGCGGGAGCGGGACGAGGGGCAGCGGGCGCUGGAGAAGCGUGCGACCGAGGCGGCGGGCCAGCGAGAAUCCAUCCAGAGCCUCUCCCAGCAGCUGGGUGCCGCAGAGGCCCGCGCCAAUGGCCUCGAGAACGAACUCCACCGCUCCACGCUCGCGCUCACCGAGAGGAGCCUGCUGGUGGAGACGGCGCAGCGGGAGCGCUCGCAGGCCCAGGCCCGGGUCGCGGAGCUGGAGGCCGCGCUGCAGGCCGAGCGGGAGGUGGCAGAGCGGGCCGUGGCGCGCCAGGAGGCUACUCAGGAACGGCUGGCACAAACGCAGAGCGAGACCAUGCUUCUCCGUCAACAGCUAGAAGACGCCCAGAACCGGGGCGUGAUCAAGGAGCGGGCGGUGACGGACGCGCAGGAGCGCUUCGGCGAGCUGCUGAGCAAGUUGCGGGCGGACUGCGAGGAGAGAGUCAGGAUGGCGGAGGACUGGAGCAAGGAGCAGGUCGCCAAGAGCAGCGAACUGCAGGAGCAGCUGUCGCGGCAGGAGCAGGAGAAGACGGAGCGAGAGACAACUCUAAGGCAGCUGCAGCAGGAGCUGGCUGACACGUUGAAGAAACUGUCCAUGUGUGAGGCCUCGCUGGAGGUAAACUCCCGCCACCGAAGUGAUCUGGAGGAGGAAAAACUGCGCAUGCAGAAAGAUGUGGACCGGCUCAAGGGAAGGCUGCAGGAGAGCGAAGAGCAGCACUUCCAGACAGAGCGUCGCCUCCAGGAGCUUCAGAGUGUCCUGAAGGACAAAGAACGUGAGAUUAUCUCCACCAGUCAGAAGCUUCAGGAGGUUCUGUCAGCCUCUGAAGGGGCAGAGAAGACCAUCAGGCAGCUGGAGGAGGCCAUGCAGCGGCUGGAGAUUGAGAAUGCAAGGCUCGAUGCUGUAGCCAAGCAGCAGACCAACAGAAUUGACUUCCUGCAGAAAGGGGCUCAGGAGGCUGCAGUGGUUAGGAAUCGCUUGGAGGACUUGGUCACUGACUUGCAAGGCAGCAAAAUUCAUUUGGAGGAUCAGCUCCACCGAGAGGUAAAGAAGCAAAGCGAGCUUUCCCAUAAUGUCCAGGACUCCCAUCAGCUGUGGGAGGAGGAGCUGAAGACGCGUUCCCGCCUGGCCCUGCGCUUGGCCGAACUUGAGCGCGAGAAGGCGGAGCUGUCCAGCCAGAUGGACAUUGAGAAGAAAAAGGCUAAGAAGAUCGCAGAACAGAAGAGGUCCAUGGACAUCAGGCUGGACCAGGAGAUGAAAAGGAAUACUGAGCUGCAGAAAGAAAUGUACAGGUUAAAGACGCUGGUGAAAACGGCAAAGAAGAAGCUGAAGGAGCAGGACAGUGCAGAGCUGGGUUCUCCACUGGGAGGCUUGCGGGGCGAGUUGAACUACAGACAGCUAGAGGCGGAGACCACCGUCACCAGAAUGAAGUCCAGGGUAGAUGAGCUUUCUCUGCAGCUGGAGAGGGAGGAGAGGAAGUGCAGUAGGUUGGAAUCUUUGAACACAGAGCUGAAGGAGCAGCUCUCCAACGUGAAGGCCCUGAACAGGAGCAAUGAGCGUCUUGAAAGGAGCAAGAGGGAGCUAGAGGAGGAGGUGUCGAACCUGCGGCGGCAGAUGGAUGCUGGCAUGAUGGACCAGAGCCAGGCGGAACAGUACCGCAGAGAGACUGAGGAACGAGCCCGACAGGAGAUCAGACAGAAGCUGGAGGAGGUUAACCUCUUCCUGCAGACGCAGGCUGCAUCGCAGGAGGCCCUGGAGCAGAUGAAGGCAGCGAGCGAGGCCAGCCUGCGGGCCCAGCUGGAGCAGCGGAUCCAGGACCUGGAGAGCGAGCUGAACCGUUUGCGCUGCACCCAGCAAGACAGCGCUUCCCAAAAGGACUCGGCCCAGGUGCAACUGGAGCGCUACCGCGAGCUCUAUGCUGAGGAGCUCAAGCUGCGCAAGAGCCUGGCAGCCAAGCUGGAGAGGUCCAACGAGCGGCUGGCUGAAGCCAACACAAGGCUGCUGCAUGAGCGCCAGCGCAGCAAGUCCCUCAUCGCCAGCAGCAUCGUCAACGGCAGCCUGGGCGGCCCCUCGCUGGAGGUGGGGCCCCUGGGCUCUGUGGGAGCCUACGGAGGCAGCCUGGGGCCCCUCAACCGCAGCCUGGGCCUGGGCCUGGGUCUCGGAGGAACCUUACUGAGUCCCGUGGCAAGCGAGCCUAACUCCAAGGUGGAGGCGUACCUGGCAAAGAUGCAAAAUGAAUUGGAGAAGAACAUUUCGAAGGAGCUGGACAAAGCCACCGUGGAGCUGGAUGGACGGGCGGCUCGCAUGUCCCCGGUGGGCUCUGCUGGGGGCUCCCAGUGGGGCCUGUCUGCUGACCAGGACCCCGUGGCCAGGGCCACCCAGCAGUACCUGGAGGUGCUGAAGAAAAACUACAAGAUUUGACAGUUCAGAGGUUACCCCAUGUACCAUGUUUACAUCCGUGACAAAUUCCAGAAAUAUUCAAGCAUACAUACAGGGACGGGAGCUCUGUUAAGUUAAUGAACGCGCACGUUGCACUUGCACGCUCAGGAGGAGCAAGGUACUUUUAGUCUUGUCCUUGAGGCCAUACUGUCUUUCUCAGUGGUGACUAGGUUGUAGGUUCAGGCUUCUUUCUUCACUUUGCUCUUUGUUUUGAUGUAUUUCUCCUUUUUUCUAUAUUUCAAUUGUUCCUCUUCACUGGGAUUUCUUUCUCCAAGAGUAUUAUUCCUUACAUGUAUCAGGCAAACGUCUUCUGUUUGUAUGUGUUACCGUUAGUACAUUAUCAAAUGGUGCAAUAUGACUUG
This is a messenger RNA of Scleropages formosus (Asian bonytongue), 7726 nucleotides long. RefSeq names its product ankyrin repeat domain containing 26 (gene aard). The record is from RefSeq and is a predicted model, not a curated record. Gene Ontology annotation, molecular function: protein binding. Lineage: Eukaryota; Metazoa; Chordata; Actinopteri; Osteoglossiformes; Osteoglossidae. Bases 384 to 7346 code for a protein of 2320 amino acids. The transcript is spliced from 41 exons.